AGUUCGAGCUGCAAAAAUGCAGUGGAAAUAUGAUAUUAGGCCAAGCUAGGGGGAAACCUUAUGAAACUAUUCAAUUUACUAUGGGCAAUGGUUGCUAGUGACUGUGCAAAUGUUCAUUUCAUUCACUUUGUUCUGGACAUACAAUUUAAUUUUGAUAAAAAGCGAUGGUUUUUAGAAAGGUUUUCAAUCGGAGUUUUUGGUAAAUUCUUGAUAAAAUGGACAUUGAGGAGCCAUUCAUCCCGACGUGUUCUUUCGUUCAAAAACUCAGCUUCGGUUUGGGUCAUGUGUUUAACGACCUUUGCGCCGCCAUGUGGUUUUCUUAUACAUUAUUUUACCUUCACGUUGUGCUAAAUAUAGAAAGUACCACUGCUGGAACCUUGCUGAUGAUCGGACAGGUUGUUGACUCUGUAGCAACCCCUUUGGUUGGUUGGGCCAUCGAUCGUACGGGAGAGCGAAGGUCUUGGCAUUUUGGAGGUAGUUUGGCUGUAGCUGUGGGAUUUUCGUUGAUUUUUUCAAUGAAACCGGUUGAACUAACAACGACAGCAUUAGUUUACUAUAUUUUGAGCAUCACGCUAUUUCAAGUUGGUUGGGCUGUUGUGCAAAUAGCCCAUUUAUCUUUAAUCCCGGAAAUAUCCAGGAAUCACAGUCACAGCUCAGAUCUAACUGCCAUCAGAUACACUGCCUCAGUUUGCUGCAGUAUGACCGUCUACUUGAUAACUUUUUUGGUCCUGCAAACUGAUGACAAUGCCUCCAUCGGUCCCCAGGAUUUUUUCAAAUUUAAGGAAAUUGCCCUCAUAAUAGUUUUCAUGGGAAUAAUGGCCUCGUUGCUGUUUUACUGCGGAUUAUUGGGCACUUUUGAAAACGAGUACGAAAUGAUACGAGAAGCUGACGAUGUGAACCAUCUGAACAGCAACAACCAGGACAAACAUUUUCUGAAACAGUCCAUUAUUUACCUGGUAUCGCUCACGUACAUGGCAUCAAGAUUGUUCACGAUCCUCAAUCUAAUUUACAUACCGCUUUAUCUGGAUGAACGUGGCGCUGUUGAAGUGGUGGCAAAGGAAAAAAUGCGCCAGACGAUUGCUACAAUUCCUCUAGUGUCUUAUGUAGCUUCGUUCCUAACGUCGAUUUUUUUAAAGUGUAGAGGACAGUGCUGUCCUGAUAAGGUGACCUAUUUAAUGGGGACAACUGUGGGAAUCAUCGCUUCAGUUUGGUUGGGAUCAGGAGUUUCUCCUAAUUCAGAUUCAGAGUUAUAUGCCAUUGCUGUAUUUUUAGGAAUUAGCGGUUCUUCAACAAUGGUUUCCAGCUUAUGCCUGACAGCAAAUUUCGUUAAAGCUAAUGGAUAUGGAGGCGGAUUGGUUUAUAGCAUAGUCACUUUUACAGAUAAGCUUAUUUCGGGUGCGGUUGUUCUACUUGUACAAAACCUACAAUGUAAUCCAAAGACGCUUUGUCCGCAUUAUUACGAAAACGUGCUUUCGUACAUUUGUGGAAUUGUUUCUCUAUUGGGAAUCGUUUCUCUAGGGACUCUGGAAUAUGAGAUAAGGAAGAAUGGAAGAAUCCGUCCGAGCAACUGAACCACCUUAGCUCUUAAGGAAAAAUAAAAGUACGAAACGAACGAAAGCAAAAAUUAAAUAAAAGCGUUUAAAUGAAGCGCAGAAAAUGUUAUAGUUUUGUUAGUGUGUUUAUAGUAGGACAUAAAAGGGAAACAGAACAGGAACGUUGCUACAAUAAAAAAAUUCGGAAUUUUUAGGAGCCGCUAACGCGUUAGAAGCGCGAUAACCUGUUAAUGAAACUAAAAUGAAUAAAACCCCAAAAAUUAA
Dendroctonus ponderosae (mountain pine beetle) is the source of this 1817-nucleotide messenger RNA. RefSeq names its product major facilitator superfamily domain-containing protein 12 (gene Tc-re). Lineage: Eukaryota; Metazoa; Arthropoda; Insecta; Coleoptera; Curculionidae. Gene Ontology annotation, molecular function: symporter activity. Gene Ontology annotation, cellular component: membrane. The record is from RefSeq and is a predicted model, not a curated record. The transcript has 10 exons. Gene Ontology annotation, biological process: carbohydrate transport. The coding region runs from base 216 to 1571 and encodes 451 amino acids.